AUGGUGAUGGCAGCUGGGUUUUUCAGGUUCAGCAGCUACCUAGGACUUUCCAAUAACACCUAUGCAGAAAUCAUUGCUAUUUACCAAGGGUUGCAUCUUGCAAGGAACUUCGGAUGUACCUACAUCAUUUGUUACUCUGAUUCUAAGGGUGGCAUUGAUAUUUUAGCUAAGCCUGUAAAAAAAUAUCAUUGUUAUGCAUCUGCCAUUGCCAACAUUAUUGAUCUCAUGAACUUGGAGUGGGAGGUGAAGCUGUGUCACUCUCUUAGGGAAGGAAAUGCUAGUGCGGAUUUUCUCGCAAAGUGGGGCUCUAGUAACGACAUCAAGUGGAAGUUGCGGAAUACCCCCCCGGAAGAUUUGAAAGCCAUUCUCCUCAAUGAUUCAAUGAGGACCUUUGUGUUUAAUUCUUUUGUUGUUUUUCUUUUUCUUCUUUUUUUUCCUUUUUAG
This is a messenger RNA of Medicago truncatula (barrel medic), 444 nucleotides long. RefSeq lists its product as uncharacterized. The record is from RefSeq and is a predicted model, not a curated record. The transcript has a single exon. Gene Ontology annotation, molecular function: RNA-DNA hybrid ribonuclease activity; nucleic acid binding. Bases 1 to 444 code for a protein of 147 amino acids. NCBI's taxonomy places the organism in Eukaryota, Viridiplantae, Streptophyta, Magnoliopsida, Fabales, Fabaceae.